Arabidopsis thaliana (thale cress) is the source of this 241-nucleotide messenger RNA. RefSeq lists its product as uncharacterized. The record is from RefSeq and is marked reviewed. The coding region runs from base 52 to 180 and encodes 42 amino acids. The transcript has a single exon. Lineage: Eukaryota; Viridiplantae; Streptophyta; Magnoliopsida; Brassicales; Brassicaceae.
AUCAAGUAUUUUUUUGGCUCUCUUGCUGCUUCUUCUUUCCAUUACAUAACAAUGAUGGGUUACGUUACGUAUAAAAGAAACAGUGUUAGAAAACUUGCUUGUGAGGAUUUCACCGCCCGCUCAGAUACGGUUUGUCAGCUUUUCGAUUUUAGUUUGAUUUCUGAUAGUACGGUUAAAUAAACAAACUAAAACAUGUCGUUUUCUUUUAACCAACCCUGAUUAUUUUCCCUCGCGAAAAUUU